Molecule: messenger RNA, 1741 nt
Organism: Galeopterus variegatus (Sunda flying lemur)
Lineage: Eukaryota; Metazoa; Chordata; Mammalia; Dermoptera; Cynocephalidae
Gene: BEND7
Product: BEN domain containing 7
Exons: 7
Coding region: 6-1136 (376 amino acids)
Molecular function (GO): DNA binding
Source: RefSeq, a predicted model, not a curated record
AAAGCAUGGAAAUUAAAAAACAAAUUACAGGAAUGAGAAGAUUACUGAAUGACAGCACUGGGAGGAUAUAUCAGCGUGUUGGCAAAGAAGGAGAAAAAUUAAAGCAAGAGCCCCAGGAUUUGGAUUUGGUCUGGCCUCAGCGUUUGAACUCCUCUGCUGAAGGCCCACAGGGUGUCCACCCUUCUUCACGUGGUGCAUGGAAUGAGCUACCACCCCAAAGUGGUCAGUUCUCAGGGCAGUAUGGCACUCGUUCUAGAACUUUCCAGAGUCAGCCCCACACUGCUGCAAGCUCCAAUGGAGAACUUCCAGUGGCGAAUUCUUCAGUUGGGUCAAACUGCUGUACUUGUAACUGCCAGUCGACGUUGCAGGCCAUUCUCCAAGAACUCAAGACCAUGAGGAAAUUAAUGCAAAUUCAAGCAGUUGGAACUCAGAACAGACAACAACCCCCAAUCUCCCUUAUAUGCUCCCAGCGAACUGCUGUGUCACGCAAGAGAAAUAAAAAGAAAAAAGUACCCCCAAAGACUGUUGAACCUCUUACUGUGAAGCAGAAGCCUAGCAUGGUAGAAGCUGAGAAGAAGACCACCGUGGCCUCCGGGCAGUCUGGUGUCCAGGCAGCCCAGCACAGCUUCCCGGAGGAAAGCCACGUCCUGGGAUUUGGCAUCGUUCUCCAGUCACCUUCCUCUGAUCCAGAAGUGCAACUUGCCGAAGGCUUUGAUGUGUUUAUGCCCAAAUCUCAGCUGGACUCUAUAUUGUCAAACUACACUCGCUCAGGAAGCCUUCUGUUUAGAAAACUGGUGUGUGCAUUUUUUGAUGACAAGACUUUGGCUAACUCCUUACCCAAUGGGAAGAGGAAAAGAGGACUCAAUGACAACCGGAAAGGACUAGACCAAAAUAUUGUGGGUGCAAUAAAAGUCUUCACAGAAAAGUACUGUACUGCUAACCAUGUGGAUAAACUUCCUGGCCCAAGAGACUGGGUACAGAUUCUACAGGAUCAAAUUAAACUGGCCAGAAGAAGGUUAAAAAGAGGCUCAGCAGAGGUAGCUGACGGUGAUGAAAGACUGGAUGGCAUUUCUCUACCACCAACAGAUGGAGACAGAGAUGUUUCAGAUAAGGAAAUUGAGCACAGGGGAUGCUAGAACAGCUUCAUGGAACUGAAAAAAUUUUCAAGAAAUCUGAGAAUGAGAAGGAACUUGAGAGAUCAUCUACUCCAAUCCCUUCUUUUUAUCCAGUCCUUUUAUUUUACAGGAAAAAAUGCCUGAGGUCCAGAAACAUUAAAUGACUUUCCCAAGGUCUCACAGCUGGUUGAUGGCCUGGCCGGAACCCAGGUCCCUCGACUCCCAGCCAUUACACCGUGUAGCUUUCUUAUACCUAAGCCAAAGCCAGCUUUUCUCUGCAUGUUUCUUAAAGAUCCUCAGAGAUGAUGGAUGUACUAAUCCCUUUAGGAUUCCAUUUCAGUGUCACACAGUCUUCACAAUUAGAAUGUUCGUUGUCUGUUCACUGCAGUUUAAGCUCAUUUAUUCACGUCCUUUCUCAAAUUUUGCCCAAGGCUGUGAGGUCACAAUGAAGAAAGUAAUGGAACACACCUGCAGAUCUUUUCACUAGACUAUUGAUAGACAUAUGAUACAAAUUUCUAAACAGCAUGAUAAAUAAAAAUGCUUAUCAUUUAGAAAAGCGAGGAGAAGAAGUCGCAGAUUGGUGCCCAGAUUUUGCAGGAAUAAAAUUAAAUGAUCCUGAUAGUCUA